UGACGUAGCACCUCGUGUUAGAAAUAUUUGGAUUUGCCUACUUUUUCAGUUUGAUUUUUGUUUGCGUCGGAUUUGGUGCUUUAAUCAUUUCGAUAUUAAUAUUCUUUUAACUAUAUAUUUCACGUGUAAUUUUGAUUUUUUUCUGUUUCUUUAAGAGAGAAAGGUGAAUUUACCAAAAACAAAAAAUAUAGAGAGCAAUGGCAAGUUCAGAUGUGGCCAAUUUUUUCAACGAGAAAAACGUGUUCAUCACUGGUGGUACCGGCUUUCUAGGAAUUUGUGUUAUUGAAAAAUUACUUCGAUGCUGUCCAGGUGUCAAUAAUAUUUACGUUUUAAUUCGACCGAAAAAAGGCAAAGAAAUUCAAGAGAGACUCGAGGAAUUGACGAAAAAUUCGGUAUUCGAGAGAAUUAAGCGAGAGAAUGGCGAGAAUCUCUUUAAAAAAUUAAUCCCUGUCGCAGGAGAUGUUGGAGAGGAGAACUUGGCUCUUUCGGCUAAUGACAGAUUGACAUUAGUGGAACAUGUCAAUAUUGUUAUACAUUCUGCAGCAACAUUGGACUUUGAAGCCGAUUUAAAGAGUACUGUCAAUAUUAAUUUAUUGGGCACUCGACGUGUCGUUCUCAUCUCGCAGGAAAUUCGCGAUCUUAAGGCGUUGGUUCAUAUUUCAAGUGCUUAUGUCAACUCGGUAAUGAAUGAAGUCCAAGAGAAACUCUAUCCUCCUCCUGCAGACGUGAAGGAAUUUCUGAAAAUGGUCGAAAGAACGGACGAUCAAGUUUUGGUGGAAGAGACAAAAAAUAUUAUUAAAGAUCAUCCCAAUCCGUACACUUUCACAAAGCAUUUGGCCGAACAUGAAGUCGCGAAUUCCAAUCUACCUGCCACGAUUCUUCGCCCCUCCAUGAUUACCGGAGCUUGGAACGAACCAGUGCCAGGAUGGACAAUUUCGAAGAAUGGACCACAAGGAUUUUUGAUGGGAGCAAGUAAAGGAGUCGUGAGACGUUUGCCGAUUGCACAAGAUCUCAUUUACGACUACAUUCCUGUUGACAUUGUUGCAAAUACUAUUCUUGUCGCUGCCUACAAUGUUGGUCGAGAGAAAAACAAAGGACUGAAAAUUUAUCACUGCACGUCGAGCACGUGCAAUCCAUUUAGAUGGGAAAUGGUAGCGCCGAAAAUUGACAAAUUUCUACACAAAUAUCCACUUCGCAGUGCUGUUUGGUAUCCUUCUUUGAAAUUUUUACCAUCUCUUUUUUGGUUUAGAAUUUCCGCCUUCUUUUUGCACAUGAUUCCCGCAUAUAUUUUGGACACUGUGACAACAGUGGCCGGUGGUAGACCGAUUUUGGUUCGCCUUCAUACGAAUGUAAAUAGAUCACUGGCUCUUUUGGAGAAGUUCAUCUUCACUGAAUGGAAGUUUGACAACUCACGUACCCUUGAACUUCACGAAUCUCUUUCAAAAGAAGACAAGGAGCUCUUUACAUUGGACAUUAGACCGUUAAAUUGGGAAUAUUACUUUGUAGAUUUGGUUCAAGGCGUAAGACAAUAUCUCUCCAAGGAGAAUCCGAAACAUUUGGAAAAGGCUCGAUCCAAGGAUAAAAUGUUGAUGAUGUUCCACUUACUUCUACAAGCGGCUUUGUUAGCACUUGUUUGGUGGAUUACCAAAAUCGUUCUUCGAUCAACGUGGACGAACACCGGUUUAAUAGUGCCUCUGGUCUAUGUUCUCUUUAAUCAGCUUUAAAUUUAUUUCCAUUAAAAGUUUAUUAAUCAUAAAAACAGCAUUAACGAAAUUUGUCAGAUUUGAUAAGAAAGAAAUUAUAUUUUUAUAAUUUCAAAACAUUUUGAUCAUCAGUUUAUUACAUUUCGGGUGUUUGUGUUGAUUCUAAAAGAACGUAAUUAAAAAUAAGUAAAAAAAAAUUAACAUUUUUAUUCGAGGAAUUUAAAUUCAGACGAUAAACUUUUAAUUCUUUAAGCUAAAUUAUUUAAACUGAUUAGUUUUAAACUAAAUAGUUCUGGACUGAAUAGUUUUAGACUAAAUAGUGUAAAGUAAAUAGUUUUAUACUAAAUAGUGUAAAGAAUCAAAAGUUUAUUAUUCAAAUACGUUGACAAAGAAUUUUUGUUUCUUUUUCAAUUAAUAAAAAAUGUUCUCUAUUGUUUAAUUUACAAAUAAUAAACUUAAAGAGAAAUUAUUUUUAAUAAUAGAGGUGAAGGCAUUAGAUUUUCCUUAGUAAGUCACAAAUAAUGUUCGUUGAUGUCUUUUUUAAAAUGACAAAGAAAGUGAAAAGAAAUUUCCUAAAGUGGCAUUUGAUUUACAUUUUUUUUUUGCAAAGAAUUUUUGUUUUGCACGAACAUUCCUUGUUUUUUGGAAAAAAUUUCUAAAAUAAAGCUGAUAUAAAGUGAAUAUAAAACCUCAAGUUUAAUAUAUUUUUAAGAACAAUAUCUUUAAAUGAGUAAAAAAAUAUAUAUUUAUUCAUAAAUUCGUUUUGUACUUUAAAGAUUGUUUAUUUAAUUUCUACGUUUGCCAUUAGUAUGUCUGAGUGUUGGUUAAUGGUGUUAUUUGCACAUGAAAUAAUAAAGUAGCUUGUACUUUUUCAUACAAA
This is a messenger RNA of Leptopilina heterotoma, 2583 nucleotides long. Its product is annotated as putative fatty acyl-CoA reductase CG8306. The record is from RefSeq and is a predicted model, not a curated record. Lineage: Eukaryota; Metazoa; Arthropoda; Insecta; Hymenoptera; Figitidae. Gene Ontology annotation, cellular component: peroxisome. The coding region runs from base 198 to 1724 and encodes 508 amino acids. Gene Ontology annotation, biological process: long-chain fatty-acyl-CoA metabolic process. The transcript has 7 exons. Gene Ontology annotation, molecular function: alcohol-forming very long-chain fatty acyl-CoA reductase (NADP+) activity.